AUGCCGACUGACAUAGCAAGCACACCUGAUGAGUUAUUUGAAACUUUUGUUAAUGCUCAAACAUUUAAAACAAUACUUCAUUCGUUCGAUGAACUAUGUCGAUCAAUACGUCUCGAUCGAAAAACAGUUGGCUAUGGGAAACGUUCGUUAUAUAAAGUUUUAACAAGUAGAUUACCAUCAUGGAAAUCGAAAAGUCUGUGGUCGAAAAUUGAUAAACGCGGGGCACAAAAAGAAUAUGAAAAUGGUAAUGCUUGUGCAGAUAUGAAGGUAUGCAUUGUGGGUGCUGGUCCGGUUGGCCUUCGAUUAGCGAUUGAAUGUGCAUUACUAGGUGCACGGUGUAUAGUUGUUGAAAAACGCGACAGGUUUUCUCGACACAAUGUCCUUCAUUUAUGGCCUUACAUUAUCACUGAUUUAAGAAAUUUAGGUGCUAAAGUUUUCUACGGCAAAUUUGCUACAGGUCAAAUUGAUCAUAUCAGUAUUCGACAAUUACAAUGUAUUCUAUUAAAAAUCGCUCUUAUACUCGGUGUUGAAAUCUAUCAAAAUGUUACAUUUAUCGAUGCAAUUGAACCCAUAUCUACUCAACAUGGCUGGCGAGCACAGUUUAAACCUGAAAAUCACCCGAUAGUAUCAACGUAUGAAUUUAGUGUGUUAAUUGGCGCUGAUGGUCGUCGUAAUUCAUUACAUGGUUUUCAACAUAAAGAAUUUCGUGGCAAAUUGGCUAUUGGUAUAACAUGUAAUUAUAUCAAUCACCAAACUCGAGAAGAACAGAAUUUUGAAGAAAUAAGUGGUGUUGCAAAAAUUUAUAAUCCACAAUUUUUUAAUGAACUUCAACAACAAACAUCAAUUGAUCUUGAGAAUAUUGUUUACUAUAAAAAUGAUACACAUUAUUUUGUUAUGACAGCUAAAAAACAAUCACUACUUGAUAAACAUGUUAUACUACAAGAUUUCCCUGAUGCGGCAAGAUUAUUAGCGCGAGACAAUGUGAAUUUUAUGAAAUUAUGUAAUUUUGCUUGUGAAGCUGCGCAAUUUGCAACAAAAUCUUCACCACAAUUUGCAUUUGAAUUUGCCGAAGAUCAUUAUGGUGCAGCCGAUGUACAGAUGUUCGAUUUUACAUCAUUAUUUCAUGCUGUCAAUGCUUCUCGGAUUGUUGAACGUAAUGGUAAACAAAUCUUCAUGGCUCUUGUUGGCGAUAGUUUACUUGAAAGCUUUUGGCCCACUGGUUCCGGUAUUGGUCUUGGUUUUUUUGGGUUAUUCGAUACAGCAUGGUCUAUAUUAAAAUUUGCUAAAAAUGAACAUCCACUUAAGAUUCUUGUUGAACGUGAAAGUGUUUAUAAUUUACUAUCGCAAAGUACACCUGAAAAUACGAAAAAUAAUCAUCAAUUGUAUUCGAUUAAUCCGGCAUCACGAUAUCAAACUUUAAAUUCGAAAAGUUGCACAAUUGAAGAAAUUCGUCAUUUGUACGAUUCAGAUAGUAUACCAACUAUUGACAUGAAUAAUAAUCAUGUUAAAUUGAAUAAAAUUGAUCGAGCAUCUAUGCGACGUGCUCGAAGUUUUAAGCAAGCACCAUCGCCCAUAGGAUCAUCAUCAUCAUCGAAUGGAAGUAAUCACGAAGAAAAUUUAUUGCAAUGGUGUGAAGAUAUUAUCCAUCCUUACAGUAUUACAGUGAAAAAUGAUACAAAAUCAUUGCAAAACUGUCUUGCCUUUUGUGCUAUUGUACAUUAUUAUCGACCUGAUUUAAUUGAUUUUAAAUCGCUUCAACCUGAUCGUCCAAUAAGUAAUUUUCAAAUCUUAUUCGAUGUAAUGCAAAAUCAAUUAUCAUUACCACUCGAUCGUAAACUGCAAAAUAGUCUUAUUUUAUCAAUGAAAAGUUCAAUUGAAGAACGCAUACAUCAAUCAUCAAUCGUUCUUCUUCAAUUGUUGUAUACACAUUUUCAUCAUGAUCAUCAUGAACAACAAUUACAACGACGUCGCUCAAGUACGCCAUCACAUGAAGUUCCACCGACCAUUGUAGUAGUAUCAAAAAAAGCAACUGAUGAAACAAAUAAGACUAAUAAUAAUAAUUCAACAAUUAAAGUUAGUGCUUUGGUCGCUCACUAUUCAAAUGGUGAUACGUCACCAUCACCGUUGAAUGUAAGUGUUAAUCCGAUAGAAAAAACUAAAAAACAUGAAUAA
This is a messenger RNA of Rotaria socialis, 2172 nucleotides long. The record is from the annotation of a GenBank genome assembly. NCBI's taxonomy places the organism in Eukaryota, Metazoa, Rotifera, Eurotatoria, Philodinida, Philodinidae.